CACUGGCCCUAUACUUUUGCUCGCGUUUUUUUUCUCCUCGAGUCUUAAGGGUAGUUUUUUUUUUUUUUUUCACUGCUCUUCUGUUACGUGGGACGUAGUGUACCAUGUAUGUGUAGAUCGCGGAUUGUGUGUACUUUUUUUUGGUUCGACGGACGACGAUGCGACGAGUGCUCGGACUGGCGCUGAUCAAGUUUUAGUGCUUUAGACAAAUUUCCAACAUAAUAAGCAACCAGCAUGUCUGAGCCUGAAGAGGUGGAGACCAGUAAAAUGUCAGGUUCCCAAACGACUGACUCUAAAACCGUGACUUCCAAGGACAAUCUGAGUAUUCAACAAAUACUGGAAGGCAUGACCAAUGAGUUCAAUAAAACUGGAUCGAAAAAGCAAGGGCCGGCUAGAAAAAUCAAUAAAAUUGAGUCACCAGCACACAAGCAGGAUAAACCUCAGGCCAAGGCUGCGGAGGAGUCUGCCAAAACUUUGAAAGCACAAAAAUGUACAAACAGCCCCCGAGAGGAGAACAAAGUUGUCAAGGAAAAUAUUCCCGAGAAAAAAACUGAAAAGCCGCCAAAAGACAAGGAAACAUGUCCAAAACCGGAAGUCGCAAAAAAAGACGGAAAUACUACUCCAGCAAGAAUAGUGUUGACAUUCAGGACCAUCGAUGAAAACACAGAUCAUGGCAAAAAAACUAAGAUCUCCAGUUGUCCAUCUAAUUUGUCUUUGGUGCCAGAUGAGUUUUCCAAUUGUGACCAAAUUGGUGGAGUGUCUGUGAAAAUUGAAAAUUUCGACGAAGAGUGUAAUGAUGCGGACAAAUCCGAUGACAAAGAUACGUGUAUCAAAAAUGAUAAAAAAAAUGACGAAUUACCAGGUGCAAGCAAAGAUCGAGAUAAAAAACUAACCAGUGAAAUGGAAAUAAGUGGCUCAGAAAAAUCAAAUUUUUCAAACGAUAGCGCAGAAUCAAGCCCAUACACGGAAAAUGCAACAGACAAAGAUACUGAAGAUAUUGAGAAAUCUUACAAAGGGCCAAAAAUAAAUUCCAAAAAAAACAAGGACAAGCUUUUGAAGGAAUACAGUGAUGAAUCAGUAUUAAAACGUUCUGCUAGAAGAUUAUCAAAAGAAACUUUUAAAAGUACAGUGUUAGAAAGUGCAAUGGCGAGAAAAGAAAAAUCAAAUUACACUACAGAAACUAUUAAGAGGCGAUACAAUAAGCCUGGAAGGCCUAGAAAAAAUUUUGUAGAAAAGAAACCUAUACCAAAGUUGAACCCCCCGGAGUCGGCUUCAAAAUCAACUCCUGUAGAUGUACCACCUAAGACAGAUUCAGAAAGUAAAAAAGAUAGUGUCCCAGAUUUAAUUCCUACCGUACCUCCAAAAUCCAAUGAUUCUCCAAAAUCCGUGGAACCUCCAAAAGUAACAAAUCCCCCAAAACCCACGAAUUCUCCAAAAUCUGUUGUGGAAAAAAAAGAUCUUCCCAAGUUGAACCGCAUAAUUCCUCAAAAAUCGCUUUUAGAAAAAAAAAAUAGCAAUCUGCCAAAAUUAAGUCCAUUAAAACUAAUAAAAAGUAUGUCGAAUAACGUAAAUGGCACAUCUGCACAUAGUAUUCCAAAGCUUACCAAAUACGCGGAAAUGCCCAAGUUGACGCCAAUCAUUAAACACAUCGAAGGAAUGAAAUCCAAAUCAAGUGAAUCAAGCAACAGUAGUACAAGUUUAAAAAAUGGAUCAUUGUUGAAAAAUGUAGGUGAUCCCUUUUUAAAGCCUCAUGCAAUCAAAUUGAAAAGGGACAGAGCUAAAGUCUCAUCGACUGAUGGAGUUAAAAAGAUUCAUAAAGGAAACAGUUUUUCAGAAACUCCAAGUCCAAAAAGCGAAUUUGCUAGCUCGUUAGAAGAUUUUGCUCUAGAAGAAAAUGCGGUACCUGCCAAAAAGAGUCGUAGAAGUUUGAUCCCUAGUCCCAGUACAGCUGAAGGUGUGGCAUCCAAACCUGAAUCAACAGCCGUCGUAACGAAAACGCGAACAACUACCAAGAGAGAAGAAGUACCCAUGCAAUGCCUGUGCGAGGUGCGUUCCCAACUAUAUGUAACAAUCACGAGCGCGGAUGCGCCUCUGUACUGCACAGCCCACGAUUGCAUAGACAAGCGAAUAGUCAGCUGCACAAACGAAGUCGAUCACGAUGACGUGGCUAUGCGACGACCGAGCACCCGCAUACCCUACAUCAUCCUCUGCCGCAUGCACAAAGAGAGACUGAUCCGACACAACUGCUGCCCGACCUGUGGUCUGUUUUGCUCGCAGGGCCGCUUCGUACACUGCUCCAACGGCCACCAGUACCACCGCGAGUGCGAGCUCGUUUACAGCAACAAGCCCCUGUGCCCGCACUGCGGGAGCCACAAUCUAUCAUGCGACGUUAUCAUAACGAUGACUGGCAAGCGCAAACCGAUCAAUGUCCCGGCAGCGACACCAUCCACGCCACAACCACCACCAGCACCGGCAUCAGCGGCAUCUAGCAAACUCGUUGCCCGAAAAGAUGCGGCUGCUCGGAUAACGCUACCUGGCGCUGGGGACAAUUCCAAAUUAGCUGGACAGACGCCGGCUUUGAAGAAAUCGACCGAGCCGCUCAUUAAUCCGGACGUCAUUAGGAUCCCUGAGCCGACUGUCGUGGACAAAAAUGAACGCUUCACGAUCAUGAGCUUGUUCAAUUCCGUCAAGAAUGGAGAGCUGCAGAAAUUAGUCAAUGUUCUGGCUUGUGGGUUCAACGCGAAUCACUUUUUCCGCGAUCAGGACCAACGAACCGGUCUUCACUUGGCGGCAGAGAGAGGCUUUUUAGCUUGUGUGCACGUUCUCGUUCAGGCUGGUGCACAGUAUGACGUUUUAGACAGGAACCAGUGGUCCCCGCUGAUGUUGGCCGCGGUUAAUGGUAAAGUUGAAGUUGUUCGAUAUUUGAUGAGAGUGGGUGCCGAUGUUACGUUGAAGGGCGAGGAUGGCAUGACUGCUCUGCACAUAGCUGCUAGAGCUGGACACUUGGAAGUUUGUAAAGUUAUUUUGAGCGAGUCCAAGGUACCUAGGACCCUAGUAGAUUCUGUCGAUGACGGUGGAUGGACCAGUUUGAUUUGGGCCUGCGAGUUUCGUCACGUUGAGAUAGCCGAAUUUUUGCUGGACAAUAAAUGUGAUCCGCUGAUCAGAGACGCUGAACAGAAUAUCGCUCUCCACUGGAGCGCGUACAGUGGUAGUCAUGAAAUCACGGAAAUGCUUCUCAAUUUUGGCUGUGACGCUAAUGUUGUCAACAUUCACGGCGAUACCCCGUUGCACAUAGCAUCGCGACGAGAUCAGUAUUCCGUUUGUGUUUUGUUAUUAUCGAGAGGUGCCAAAAUCCGAGAAAAGAAUAACUUGAAAGAAACGGCGAUAGAUUGCUGCACCGGAGUCGGAGAUACCUUGAGCGUACUUAAAUUAAAUUUCAAACUUAAUCAGCGAUCCGAAAACAUAAAUGAGAAAACGGUCAAGAUAUUGACAAACGAUAUAACGCGAGGAAAAGAAUCUAAUCCCGUCCAAUGUGUCAAUGGCGUGGAUUCGGAAGAUAAACCAACAGAUUUCAUUUACGUGACGGAAAAUUGUUUCACAAGUAGAAUUAACGUCGAUCGGACGAUAACGUCAUUACAGUCUUGCCACUGCGAAGACAAUUGCAAUUCGGACAAAUGUCUUUGCGGUAAUAUCAGCCUACGUUGUUGGUACAACGAGGAGGGAAAACUCGUACCUGAAUUCAAUUAUUCUGAUCCUCCAAUGUUGUUUGAAUGCAAUCCUGCCUGUGACUGCAAUAAAAUAAGUUGUAACAAUCGAGUUGUUCAACACGGUAUGACCCAGCGGUUUCAGCUUUUUCGGACCGAUGGAAAAGGGUGGGGCUUGAAAACCCUUCGUCACAUUACCAAGGGCACGUAUGUUUGCGAGUACGUCGGCGAAAUAAUAUCAGAUUCUGAAGCUGACGUCCGAGAAGACGAUUCGUAUUUGUUCGAUUUGGACAACAGAGAUGGAGAAACUUAUUGCAUCGAUGCGAAGCGUUAUGGAAAUUUAGCACGUUUCAUUAAUCACUCUUGCUCUCCCAAUUUACUACCAGUCAGAGUGUACAUUGACCAUCAGGAUCUUCGUUUUCCGCGAAUAGCAUUUUUCGCUAACAGAGAUAUUAACGCAGACGAAGAAUUAGGUUUUGAUUAUGGUGAUAAGUUUUGGAUAAUAAAGUACAAAUCGUUUACGUGCACUUGUGGUGCUGAAAAUUGUCGAUAUUCCGAUCAGACGAUACAAAUAACGCUUAACCGCUACUGUCAAAAAGUUCAAGUAGACGAAACGAAAGCUACCGCUGCUAAACCACCAACAACUUGAACAAAUUUUUACUAUUGUGUUCCAGCUACAAUUUAAAACAAUAGACUGAUAUUACCGGACUGUUGAGGAUUCGUUAGCUUACGUAUUACAUUUAAGUUGUACAUAAAAUUUCGAGGAAUAUUGUUGCAUCACAAGAGGCGAAAAACUAUUUGAUUUUCUUGUUGAAGAAUUUUCAUUCGUUGUCAACAUAGAAAAUAUAACAACACAAGUGAUUUCUAAAGAAUUUCACGUUACUAAUUUAUAUUUUAUCGAUUACGAGUUUAACAGCAUUUGAACAGUGUCAACGAUGCUAACAUUGUGAAGAUACUGUGUGAAUAAAUCUUGAAGAUUUCUUUGUUAAAGAUUAAAAAAUUAUUUAUACGUUAUAUUCAAUUAAAAGCCGGCGAUUAUCUCAAGACAUCAUAGUAUAAACUGUUUUACUUUGAAAGAAUUGAUAUUUGAAUGAGUAUUUUUGAUAAGAUGUCGUGUCGUGCUUGAAUCAAAUUGUUUCGAUUGUCGUGAUUCGAAUUUUCAUUGUAUUAAACAUUAUGCAAUG
This is a messenger RNA of Copidosoma floridanum, 4888 nucleotides long. It is a transcript of the gene G9a, whose product is annotated as histone-lysine N-methyltransferase G9a. The record is from RefSeq and is a predicted model, not a curated record. Gene Ontology annotation, cellular component: chromatin; nucleus. NCBI's taxonomy places the organism in Eukaryota, Metazoa, Arthropoda, Insecta, Hymenoptera, Encyrtidae. Gene Ontology annotation, molecular function: zinc ion binding; histone H3K9 methyltransferase activity; p53 binding. Gene Ontology annotation, biological process: negative regulation of transcription by RNA polymerase II; peptidyl-lysine dimethylation.